GAACGCCAUCUCAUAUAUGUUUUUACUCAACCGGCAUCAUCCAAUUCUGAUUUACGGACCACAGCUCAUUCAAGCGGUAUCAAUUUCUCGAUUCAUCAUUUGAGAAUCACACCUCAUUCAACCGGCUUCUACCAGUUCUCAUUUGUGGAUCACAGCCUAUUCAACCGGCAUCAUUCUCACUCAUUCGAGAUCCAUUUAUCGUACAAUCAGCAUCACAAAUCUUCUUUUCAAGUCAUCACACAACAUUGAUCGCGGCAAUCAACACAAACACGAUCCGCAUCACUUCAUGAAAAGAGCUCGCAAGUACAAACGCCUGAAUGGGGCCCAAAUCAAGCAAAUGUUUCUCCGGACAAUUCGAGAAAGUCUUCGAAAGAUGAAGGAGAGCAGUCGAAUACAUCGCUUUUCCCUUUGCCGAAGUACGCAAGAUCAAACUUCGAACGCAUUUACCGAACAAGCGAAAUAUCAUCAGCCGGAAUGGUACAUUUGCCAUCGGUAUUACUCAACGGUUCCAAAAUUCACUUCACAAACAACUUUCAGGGUCAAGAUGGCAUUACUUGAUCAUCAAUCAAAAUGGCGACAUGAUCACUCUUGCAACAUCUUACACAAUACUUGCUUUCUCAUCCUUAAUUUACCCUUUCUUAGGAUCAAAGAACUCGUUCUUCGCUAUUCUCACUCCUUCUCUCACUCCUCCUCACACUCCUCCCACUCCUCUCACACGUCCUGAAACAACAAUUCGCUUUGCAACUGCAUAAAAAAAGAAGAUCAAAAAAUAAAAAAGAAGAUCAAAAAAAGAAAGAUAAAAGAAAAGAUCAGAAAA
Messenger RNA from Meira miltonrushii, 817 nucleotides. RefSeq lists its product as uncharacterized. NCBI's taxonomy places the organism in Eukaryota, Fungi, Basidiomycota, Exobasidiomycetes, Exobasidiales, Brachybasidiaceae. Bases 287 to 724 code for a protein of 145 amino acids. The transcript has a single exon. The record is from RefSeq and is a predicted model, not a curated record.